Dichomitus squalens LYAD-421 SS1 is the source of this 3341-nucleotide messenger RNA. RefSeq names its product sodium-potassium ATPase. Gene Ontology annotation, molecular function: P-type sodium:potassium-exchanging transporter activity; ATP binding; ATP hydrolysis activity. Gene Ontology annotation, cellular component: membrane. The transcript has 22 exons. The record is from RefSeq and is a predicted model, not a curated record. The coding region runs from base 1 to 3270 and encodes 1089 amino acids. Gene Ontology annotation, biological process: proton transmembrane transport; sodium ion export across plasma membrane; intracellular potassium ion homeostasis. Lineage: Eukaryota; Fungi; Basidiomycota; Agaricomycetes; Polyporales; Polyporaceae.
AUGUCGCUGCCUACCUCUACGUCCUUUGACCUCGAAGCUCAACCGGAGGAGAAGGCAACACAUUUCGUUCGCCAUGUUACCGUAGAGCACGAAGACCACGACCAUCCACCCGCCUCAGCGGAUGCAACCGCCGAGGUCGCCCCUCGCUUGACCUCCGAGUUCCGGACCCUCAGUAUUCAUGUCGAAAAUCGGGCCUCCCCCACCGAAGGUGAUGCAGGGGUCUCCGGAGCCAUUCGCAACAAGGCGGUGAAGGACCUCGUCUCUCUUGACUGGCACACCAUCUCGGUCGAUGAGGCACUUCAGCGACUGAGUGUCUCCCCGCAGUCGGGCCUAGACAACUCACAGGUGAAGCGGCGUCGGGAGGCAUGGGGCAAGAACGUCAUCUCGCCUCCAAAGAACAAUAUGCUCCGCAAGGUUCUCGAGUGGAUCUUUGGCGGAUUUGGCAGUCUACUUUUCGUAGCCAGCAUUUUCUGCUUCAUCUCCUGGAAGCCCCUCGGAGAACCGGAUCCCCAAAUCGCCAACUUAGCUCUGGGUGUCGUGCUCCUGAUCGUGCUGUUCUUUCAGGGGGCCUUCAAUGCUUGGCAAGACUUCUCGACAUCGAGGGUCAUGUCCUCGAUCAAGGAUAUGCUCCCUUCAGACGUGCUUAUCCUUCGUGACGGGAACAAGGUCAAACUCCCGGCAUCUGAGCUGGUCAACGGCGAUCUGGUCUACAUCGGCCUGGGCGAGAAGGUUCCAGCUGAUUUGCGGCUCAUCCAAGUGAGCUGGGACCUGAGGUUUGACCGCAGUAUCAUCACCGGCGAGAGUGAACCUAUUGCCGGCCGAGUUGACGCGACGAGCGAGAAUUUCCUUGAAACCAAGAACAUCGCGCUGCAAGGGACACAUUGCGUCAGCGGUUCUGGUACAGGGCUGGUCGUACAGAGUGGGGACAGCACUAUCUUUGGACGUAUUGCGAAGCUCUCCUCGAUGGAGCCCUCGCGAAUGACGACGCUGCAACGGGAGGUCUUGUUCGUAGUCCUGCUCAUCGCCUCUCUAGCGACGACUAUUGCUGUCUUGAUAGUCAUUCUUUGGGCGGCAUGGCUCAGAAGAUCUUUCCCAUCUUACAUCAACGUGUCGGGAUUGCUCAUCGACAUCGUCUCGGUCAUGGUCGCCUUCUUGCCCGAUGGAUUACCACUCGCGGUCACGUUGUCUAUCGCCAAGAUAGCGCACACGCUCAGUCAGCAUAAAGUGCUUUGCAAGUCACUGGUGAUUGUAGAAACCUUGGGCGCAGUUAAUGUCUUGUGCUCCGACAAGACGGGCACGUUGACGCAGAACAAGAUGCAGGUCGUCAACGUAGCGGUCGAGGGCACGGGUUUCGAGGCUGAGACUUUCGGAGACGCUCUCUCGAGCGCGGCUCCGGAGGUUGCGUUCAAUCUUUCUCAGGUCGUCGCCGUUGGGGCCCUUUGCAACACGGCCGUGUUCGGCGCCGAAAGCAAGAGCGAAUCCGCAAGGCCCAUCAUGGGCAAUGAAACUGAUGUUGCUGUCCUGAGGUUCUCAGAGGGUGCGAUGUCCGUGGACGCUCUCCGCGGACAGUGGCAGGAAGUCUUCAAGGUCAACUUCAACUCCAAGAACAAGUACAUGCUCAAACUAUUGGAGACCACGCUCCCUAAUCCACCUACUCCCAUCGCUCCUUGGGAUCAUUUCGCACCCGCAGACUCUCUGCUCGUGGUCAAGGGCGCGCCAGAGGUGCUCCUCCCUCGCUGCAAGUAUGCCCUGGAUCCCAAGGGCGGCGAGCCGAUCCCGCUCUCGCCUCCCGUUCUAGAGCGGCUGACGCGCGUACAGGAGCAGUGGGCGCGGGACGGACAACGCGUUCUGCUUCUUGCGCGGAGGGUUGUUCGCGCGGACGAAAUCCCCAAGAGCGCCGACCCGCUGUCGGAGGAGUUCGGGGAGCUCGUGGAGACUCUGCGCGACAACUUGAUCGUGGUCGGACUCGUUGGGCUCGUCGACCCACUCAAACCCGGCAUUGCGGAUGUCGUGAAGACCUGCCGGGAGGCGGGGAUCCGCUUCUUCAUCGUCACGGGCGAUCACCCUACGACAUCGGUAGCCAUCGCUGCGCGCGCCGGAAUCAUCACCAAUGUGGGCGGCAUGCAUGGCUUCGCAGACCUGCCCAAAGAAGGCCGUGUUUCAAGUCUCGGCUCGGACGAGAAGGCGAACGUCGACGUGGACAUCGGUGUCGAUGGCGCUGUCGAUGUCACGAACCAGGGCAUCGUCAUCACCGGACCUGAACUUGACCAACUCGAUGCCGCGCAGGUCGAUCAGCUAUGCAAGUACCAGGAGAUCGUCUUCGCGCGUACGACCCCGGAGCAGAAGCUGAGAAUCGUGAACGAGUUCAAGCGACGAGAGUGCAUCGUGGCCAUGACAGGCGACGGGGUGAACGACGCGCCGUCCUUGAAGGCCGCUGACUGCGGUAUCGCAAUGGGAGACGGCUCGGACGUGGCUCGCGAAGCUGCGGACAUGGUGCUGCUGGACGACUUCUCGGCUAUCAUCGUCGCGCUCACAUAUGGCCGAUUGGUUUUCGACAACCUCAAGAAGUCCGUCCUUUACCUUAUACCAGCUGGAAGCUUCUCUGAGUUGGUGCCCAUCUUGUCGAACGUUCUCAUCGGCGUGCCUCAGCUGCUUAGUAACAUCCAGAUGAUACUGAUCUGCGUGGCCACGGAUGUAUUGCCCGCCCUGAGUCUCUGCUUGGAAAAACCGGAGACAGAUAUUCUCAAACGUCCGCCUCGGAAUGUGAAAACCGAACACUUGGUCGACUGGAGGUUGCUUCUACAAGCGUACGGUUUCCUCGGUAUCCUUGAGGCGCUAUGCGCGAUGUCCAUGUCGUUCUGGUACUUGCACCGCAACGGUGUCCCCUUUUCCAACCUCAUCCUUGGGUUCGGCAAUUGGCCAGGUCUGACCGACGAGCUGCUGUUCAGGGCACAGAGCGUCAACUUCUUUACCCUUAUCAUGAUGCAAUGGGGGAACCUCUUCGCGACUCGAGGACGGAAGCUGAGCAUUACGCAACACACGCCGAUGUCGAAUCCAUGGGUUUUUGCUGGCGCGGCCGCGGCGUUGUGCAUCGGGAUCUUCUUCCACUACGUUCCGUGGUUCCACGGAGUGUUCCAGACACGUCCUGUGCCUGUAGAGUUUUUCUUCAUCCCCCUUACCUUUGGGCUCGGUCUUCUGGUCUUGGACGAAGUGCGCAAGUUGAUCGUCAGACGGUAUCCGAAGAGUCUGCUGGCGAGGAUUGCGUGGUGAACGAUGAUAUAAUGACACCUGCAAUCUUACGACAACCACAACAGUAACUCAACAUGUAUUAUAUCCAGAAA